Messenger RNA from Monomorium pharaonis (pharaoh ant), 872 nucleotides. RefSeq lists its product as uncharacterized. The record is from RefSeq and is a predicted model, not a curated record. NCBI's taxonomy places the organism in Eukaryota, Metazoa, Arthropoda, Insecta, Hymenoptera, Formicidae. The coding region runs from base 223 to 741 and encodes 172 amino acids. The transcript has 2 exons.
AAUUUAAGAAAAAAAUUUAGAAGAAUUUUUUAAUAUGUAAACCUCUUGUACACACAUUAUUCAAAUUAUUUAUGCUGCUCAGCAUGAAAAAUUAAAUAUUACAUAAAUUACAUAACGAGUACAUCACUUUCAAAACGAAUAAGUGUGAUUUUAAAAUAACAUAUAACCUGUAUAUUUUUUAGUAAAUUUGAAAAAACAAGUAAAGACUUAGACGCAAAAGAAAUGGCGCAAGCAAAGCUACAUGACGACACACUAAAGGUCAAGAAAACUAAGACACCGAAGAAAAGAGAUCCAAAUGUCAAGCAUUGGAUAGAGGAAAUUGUGCAACUGCGGCUACAAAUGCAAAUCGAGGAGUUGCACAAAAAUAUUCAGUUUUUUAAACAAGAAAACGAAUAUAUUCGGCGCCUUGCAGAAAAGUGUCGCUGCUUGUCGGAAGACGUAAGGGGCAUGCAGCAAUUGUUAUCGAUCAAAGACAUGCACUCCGAACUCACGACGAUUCAACACUUACAAGCAAAAUAUCACAAUGAGCACGGAAUAAUAGCGACGUUAACCGGGAUGUUUCGAGGUUCGAUGAAUAUUCAGCAGAUCGCUGCGAAACUGUUAACACCGUUCUUAGAACGUUGGAAUCCGAGAGACAAGUAUUUCAGAUGCGACGACGCGUCAACAAAUAUAAUCGCGCUAUCAUUAAGUUUCUCAUUUAAAAUUAAAAUCAACGUCACACUUUACCUCUCUCUUUUUUAGCAUAGUAGCGGCCGAUGUAUCUUCCGCUCCUGGAGCUCCGCAAGUUCCUUCGAACCCACCGAGUUCCGUAGUGCUCGAUGUUUAUUAAGAUAUUUUCAGAUAAAUCAUAAAUAAUAUACACGAUAUGAAUA